Molecule: messenger RNA, 624 nt
Organism: Phytophthora infestans T30-4
Lineage: Eukaryota; Oomycota; Peronosporomycetes; Peronosporales; Peronosporaceae
Exons: 2
Coding region: 1-624 (207 amino acids)
Source: RefSeq, a predicted model, not a curated record
AUGACACAGGACCCUCUUAAGAAGCAGCUCAACAGAAACAACCCUGACUGCAAAGCGCCCGAACAGAAGCGCGUGCGACUCAGUCCACCCAUGCUGCCCCAGGUGUCGAUCUCGCUUCCGCCACUGCCUCCGCUGAGGAGCUACAACGCGCACAAGCUGGCGGAGCUGCGGCGCAAGUAUUUGGGCGACAUCGGCAUGGUCGUCCAGGAGCUUAAGGCCGUGCUGACCUACGGGCCCGGGUCAGCCUGUCCCGACGCAUCCGUGACACCAUCAGUUGUGCUCAAGCUCGUGCGCACCGUCCAGACACUCGAGAAGCUGCAAGCGCUGCUACUAAUGAACCCAGAUCGACUGCGCCGAGUGUCGUUGGCUCAGCUGGAGAAUGUCGAACAGCAGAUCAAAUGGAACCUCCUCCCUCUCGCCACUUUACUGCGUAGCUUUGACAACGAGAAAAAAGGCAAAACUUGGCGAGCGACAUCCCCAAUUGGAAGCAACAAGAUCAAGGUGGAUCAGACUUGGAGCCAAUGUGACACGGAAUCUCCGCGCUCUUCGUCCGGAGUUUCUGUUGCAUCACAGCCCCAGCAUGAUUGGCGCUUCCUCUCGAUGGCGCUUAGCCUGCAGUUGUAG